GCCACCCAAGGAUGUCAAUAUUAGUUUUGUUUGGAAGUGCAGGCAUGGCCUAUUAUGCAGUUGCCCAAGUGUUUUUAGUUCUGGUUCUACUUUUCUGCUCUGCGUCUGCUAAUGCCAAUUUCUCCACUGAUUUUGAUAUUACUUGGGGAGGUUAUGAACAUGCCAACAUACUUGAGAAUGGAAGAAGUUUGAACCUUCUCCUUGACAACACGUCUGGUGCUGGUUGUCAAUCCAAGAAAGAGUAUCUCUUUGGAAAAAUUGAUAUGCAAAUCAAACUGGUUCCUGGAAACUCUGCAGGCACUGUUACUGCUUAUUAUCUUUCUUCACAAGGUCCUAACCAUGAUGAGAUAGACUUUGAAUUUCUGGGGAAUGUGUCUGGAGAUCCUUAUAUUGUACACACCAAUGUCUUCACACAAGGCCAAGGAAAUCGUGAGCAACAAUUCUAUCUCUGGUUCGAUCCUACAAAAGACUUCCACACCUACUCUAUACUUUGGAGUCCACAACAAAUUGUAUUCUUAGUAGAUGGAAGUCCAAUUAGAGUGUUCCAUAACAAUGAGGAGCUUGGUGUGGCAUAUCCAAACAAACAGGCAAUGAGAAUGUAUUCAAGCCUUUGGAAUGGAGAGGACUGGGCAACCAGAGGAGGGCUUGUGAAAACAGACUGGAAUAGUGCUCCCUUCAUUGCAUGUUUCCGCAAGUUUAAAGUAGAAGCCUGUAAGAUUAAAAAGAAUGCCUCCCCACCAUCUUGUAGUGUUGCUUCUGAACACAAAUGGUGGAACCAAGACACCCAACAAGAAAGGCUGAAAUGGGUGCAACAGAAUUAUAUGAUUUACAAUUACUGUGCUGAUACUAGAAGAUUUCCUCUGGGUCUUCCCCCUGAGUGCAAUGCACCCUAAAACCUACGUGGGCUUGCAGUUGUUUUCAUAUUCUUAGUUUA
Messenger RNA from Cryptomeria japonica (Japanese cedar), 934 nucleotides. RefSeq names its product xyloglucan endotransglucosylase protein 1. The record is from RefSeq and is a predicted model, not a curated record. The transcript is spliced from 4 exons. NCBI's taxonomy places the organism in Eukaryota, Viridiplantae, Streptophyta, Pinopsida, Cupressales, Cupressaceae. Gene Ontology annotation, cellular component: cell wall; apoplast. The coding region runs from base 12 to 893 and encodes 293 amino acids. Gene Ontology annotation, molecular function: xyloglucan:xyloglucosyl transferase activity; hydrolase activity, hydrolyzing O-glycosyl compounds. Gene Ontology annotation, biological process: xyloglucan metabolic process; cell wall biogenesis.